AUGUGGUUGGCAAGAAAUCAAGCUGGGGAAAGAAGAGCAGGGAAUGGGUUGGUGGCGGUGGCAAUAGACAGAGACAAAGGCAGCCAAAUUGCAAUGAAAUGGAGCAUUGAACAUCUCCUCCAGAAGGGCAACACCGUCUUUCUCAUCCAUGUCAACCUCAAAUCACCCUUGCAUUCCUCACCUUCUCUUCAUUCCCCAAGAGUAAACAAUAUUGGUGGUUUUGGGGGUGAGAACACACUGGUAUGCGGAGAUCCUGAUCAACAAACCAAGGAAUUGUUCCUUCCUUUUCGUUGUUUUUGUACACGUAAAGACAUCCAUGCAAAAGAUAUCGUACUUGAAGACACAGACGUAGCAAAGGCAUUAACUGAAUAUGUUAGUCAAUCUUCUAUUGAGAAUCUGGUUGUUGGCGCCUCAUCAAAAACUGGCUUUCUUAGAAGAUUCAAGACAUCGGACAUUCCAAGCUGUAUAUUAAAAGGAGCACCAGAUUUUACGAAUGUUUAUGUGAUAUCCAAGGGAAAGAUUCAGUCCAUGCGAUCUGCCUCACGCCCUGCACCAUCCUUCUCUCCCUUACGUUACCAACUUGUUAAUCAAGACAGCAUCAAAUCAGAUACAUCCGACAGGGAUUCAAAUGUCAAAGGAGCCGAUAAGCCGCCACCGCCAUCUGAGCCUGCACAAGAAGAGACGGACGUCAUUAGGUCACCAUUUGUUGGGAGAGGGUUGAAUGGGAAGUCGUAUGGGGAACUAGUUAUGCCGGAGAGUGACAUAUCCUAUAUCAGCUCGGGGAGGCAUAGCGUUGACCGGAUACUCACUUCAGGUUACGAGAGUCUAGAUCCUGGUGGCAGGAUUCCCCCACGGAUGUCACACUCAUCAGAUAUUGACCUUAACCAGGGCUUUGAAUCACCGCAUCGAUGGAGGUCACUGGAUGUCACCUCUCCAACUGAAUUUUCAUCACGAAACUCACACGACACUGAUAGCUUAUCCAACUCACCGCACUCAAUGGAAGACGUGGAGGCUGAAAUGAGGAGGCUAAGGCUAGAACUCAAGCAAACAAUAGAAAUGUACAGUACUGCCUGCAAAGAAGCACUCACAGCAAAACAAAAGACAGUAGAGCUGCAGCGGUGGAAAUGGGAAGAAGAGCGGAGGUUGGACGAGGCACAUAUGGCUGAGGAAGCAGCAUUGGCCAUUGCAGAAAAGGAGAAGGCCAAGUCCAGGGCAGCCAUGGAGGCUGCUGAAGCAGCCAAGAGGAUAGCAGAACUGGAAGCACAAAAAAGAAUUAGUGCAGAAAUGAAAGCACUGAGAGAAGGAGAAGAGAAGAGGAAGGCACUUGAUGCUCUAGCACAUUCAGAUGUUAGGUAUAGGAGGUACUCAAUUACAGAGAUUGAAGCAGCUACUGAAUUUUUUGCCAUUUCCCGCAAGAUUGGAGAAGGGGGUUAUGGACCUGUAUAUAAGGGUCAUCUGGACCAUACACCUGUUGCAAUCAAGGUUCUUCGUCCAGAUGCAGCUCAAGGAAGGUCACAGUUUCAGCAAGAGAUUGAGAUAUUGAGCUGCAUUCGACAUCCCAACAUGGUUCUCCUCCUAGGAGCCUGCCCGGAAUAUGGGUGCUUGGUAUACGAGUUUAUGUCCAAGGGGAGCUUAGAGGAUCGUCUCUUCUGCAGAGGCAACACUCCACCUCUUUCUUGGCAGCACAGGUUUAAAAUUGCAGCCGAAAUAGGCACUGGCUUGCUGUUCCUCCACCAGACAAAACCAGAGCCACUGGUGCACCGUGACUUAAAACCAGGCAACAUCUUGCUUGACCGCAACUAUGUCAGCAAGAUUAGCGACGUUGGCUUGGCGAGGCUAGUGCCGCCGACGGUGGCAGACAACGUGACGCAGUAUCGAAUGACAUCGACGGCCGGCACAUUCUGCUAUAUAGAUCCAGAGUAUCAGCAAACAGGCAUGCUUGGAGUGAAAUCUGAUAUAUACUCCCUUGGAAUCAUGUUUCUGCAAAUGAUAACAGCCAAGCCACCAAUGGGAUUGACUCACCAUGUUGAAAGGUCUAUUGAAAAGGGGACUUUUGCCGAAAUGCUGGAUCAAGCUGUGCCGGAUUGGCCGGUUGAAGAGGCUUUGUGCUUCGCCAAACUGUCGCUCCAGUGCGCGGAGUUGAGACGAAAAGACAGGCCCGAUCUUGGGAAGGAUGUGUUGCCAGAGCUUGAAAGAUUGAGAGCAUUUGCUGAAGAAACUAUGCAUCACAGUUUGUUGAAUGGCAGUGCAGGCUCCUCACCACGCCACAGCCAAGUUUCCCUGCAGCUAGAUGGGGAUCUUCCACAUGCACAUUCUGGAGAGAGCUCCAGAACGCCAUCAACCACUCUUUGAUGACCAUCUUCUCUUAGCAUCUUUGAUUCAUCUCAAAGCUGUGUCCAAAGGGAUUGUAACCACAGGGGUGAAUUGUACAUUUUGUAGGUAAAUUGAUCAUCUUUGAUUCUCAAAGCUGUGUUGGCAGACUUCA
Molecule: messenger RNA, 2485 nt
Organism: Corylus avellana
Lineage: Eukaryota; Viridiplantae; Streptophyta; Magnoliopsida; Fagales; Betulaceae
Product: U-box domain-containing protein 35
Biological process (GO): protein phosphorylation
Molecular function (GO): ATP binding; protein kinase activity
Source: RefSeq, a predicted model, not a curated record